AAAUUAAUGGCAUCAGAAUAUGAUGAUGAUCAAUUCGAUGGAUUCGUUUCGGCAAACAAUAAAAAUAGAUACGACUAUUUUAAUGAUAUACAACCAGAAUAAAACGAAACUUAAAUACAUAAUGCUUCAUUAUUUCCUGUUACUUAAAUUCCAUUAUAUACUUCUUAAAACACUUAACAAAUUCCUGAUAUUUCAAUUUUAUAUCAAAAUCAACCCUUUAAUUAAUAAUCACUUUUCAAUCCCAAUCUACAAUCAAAUUCAUCAAUUUAAAAUGAUAUUCAGCAAAAUCAUAUUUUUUCAAUCCCUUAGAUAUAAAAUACUGUUUAACAUGAAUCUACUAAUUCAAAUGGCCAUUUUAAUUAUUAAUUCUAACAAUAGUAACAAUAAUCAAAUUAAGUUUAUGAGGAAGAAGAAUUUUAAGAUGGAGAAUUCAUUGAAUUGUAAAAGCCUGUAGAAAUUUAAUAAAUAUCAUUUUCGGAAGUCUAAUCAAAAAUCUAAAUAAAUGAAUAACAAUUUAUUAAAAAUAACAACAACUAAGAAUAAAAAGACUUAUUAUUCGAUUUUGAAAUGUCUACAAAUUAGGUUAUUACAAAUCAUCAAUAAUAGUAAUAAAAUAUUUAAGCUAUUCCAUAAGAACCUAAAAAAUAAAUUUAAUUAUCCUCAAUUUAUGAUGCCUUUCCUUCUGAACAAAACGAAAUGCUUUCAUCCUUAUAACCAUCUCCUUUAUUAUAAAUUCCACAAUCCUAAUAGGAAAAUUAAAACGAUUAAUAAAUUACUAAAAAAUUGAACUUAAUCGAAAUGUAUGAAAAAACAUUGACAUUACCUAUAAAUGAUUAACAAAUAAUCUAAAAUGGAGAGUCUAAAUAAGAUGUAUCAUAAUAAAAAAUAGAAUUAUUUAAUUUGAUUGAUUUUAAUACACAGUCAAAUUAAGCACAUUAACAACAACAUUUUGAAUACAAAGCAAAUUCUUUACUUUCAUUUUAAAAUGAAAAAAUAGAAUAAUAAUAAUUGGAUGUUUAAUAAUAGCAUUAAUAAUUAUUUAAUAAUACAUAAUAAUUUUAUAAUGAUUUUAAUAUAGAUUAAUCAACAUCAUAAUAAUAAAAUCAAAUUAUUUUAAAUUAAACCCAAAAUUAUUAAUUAAACUUUUAAAAUGAAAAUUUAAUAGAUAUAAAAAAUAUUGAAAAUUUGUAAAUUUAAGAAGAAACAAAAAUUGUAAACUAAGAAGUUCAAAAUAUUUAAUCUAAUAUUAAUUAAAUUCUGCUUUCCAAUAUUAAUUAAGAGUGUAAUAAUAAUAAUAAUGACGAUGAUGAAUUUGAUGAAUUUGUAGAAGGAGAAUAAAUAGAAAGUCCUGUAGAAAAUAAUUUGUAAAAUUAAAAUGUUUAAAUAACAAAUUCUACAUACAUAAAUUAAUAAGAUCCAGUAUUUUAGAAUUCAUAAGUAAUUCCUUAAGAUUAAAUGUUUUCAAGUAUUUAAUAAUAACUAGAUUAAUCAAGUUCUUAAAAAUAGAUUUAAUUUUAGUAGAAUAAUUAAGUUGAUUUAAAAAAUAUCUAUUUAACUUAAGAAAUAAACAUAAAAUAAGGUCCAUUAAGAUAGGAGCCAAUAAAGAAGAGGAAUUGGAGAAAUUAAAUAGAAGAUAUAGUUGGAUUUGAUGCAGAAUGUAUGGAUAGUUUUAUGGAAGAAUUGUGUGAUCUAAAAUUACAUUUAUAUAAGGCUUAGGUUUAAGAAUAUGCAUAAUUAGCUAACGAUAUUUAAGCUUUAAGAAAGAAAAAGUAAAUUCAUGUAGAUAAAGAAGAAUAUGAAGAAGCAACUGUUAUAAGAGAUACUUUAAGAGCAAAAGAACCAAUAGCUAUGGUAUUAAAAAAGAAAAUAUUAUAAAUUGCUUAAGUUAUAGAUUUAAUGGAUUAAUAAGAUUUGGAUUAUCAUAUUAAGAAAUAUAUUUUUGAUCAUUAGAAUGAAAUUCCUGAGAAUCCAUCAAUAGAUAUGCUUUUACCAAAGAUUCAAAUAAUUGAAGAUUUUGUAGAAAAAUUAAAAAAGGAGUUGAAAAAAUCUGAAUCAGUUCUGUCAAUAAUAAAAUUGUAAGGACAAUUGGAGAAGGUAAGAUAUGAAAAGAAAUAUUAAAUUUUUAUUUAAGGAUUGAGAAAAAUAAUAGGAAUGAGUUAUAGGUUUUAGUAAUUGUCAGAGUUUGUAUAAUCUGUCAAUGAUAGAUUAAGUGAUUUAAAAAUAGAUGUAAUUAUAAAUUAUAAAUUAAAAAUAGAAGGAAGUUAAUAAAUUAGAUUAUGAAUUCAUUUUUGAAAAUACCUUGAUUCCAUUUUUAAAAGGAUAAUAAUAAUAACAAAAUUAUUGUAAUUAUUGUUUUCAAUCAAAAUAAGAUUUGAUUGAAUACAAAGGGAAAUUGUAUGAUGUUUGUUGUUUGAAUUUUUAUUAUAAUAUUAAUUGA
This is a messenger RNA of Paramecium sonneborni, 2437 nucleotides long. NCBI's taxonomy places the organism in Eukaryota, Ciliophora, Oligohymenophorea, Peniculida, Parameciidae. The record is from the annotation of a GenBank genome assembly.